This is a messenger RNA of Fomitiporia mediterranea MF3/22, 862 nucleotides long. RefSeq lists its product as uncharacterized. The transcript has a single exon. Lineage: Eukaryota; Fungi; Basidiomycota; Agaricomycetes; Hymenochaetales; Hymenochaetaceae. The record is from RefSeq and is a predicted model, not a curated record. The coding region runs from base 645 to 836 and encodes 63 amino acids.
UCGAGCUUAACCCAUAUUCUAUCCCGGAUCAAUGCGGCUGUCCUUCAUCCCAAAGACAUAUCGUAGAAUGAUGAUCUGCAGCGCUAGUGCCACGAGCAAAGAAGUCUAGAAAAGUCACCGACGAAUUGGCUAACCUGUCUCAACAUAUCUACCCUUGGGUCCGAGGAGCCGUUCUCCUGAAACAACAGGCGACUUGCUUAUGGUAAGAAGUUCCAGUCUCCCUUUCUCCUCCCUGUACUCCCUUUGUUUGGGUCGGAUUGAGAAACACGGUGCGUAGGGAUGUUAAAUGAGAUAUCAAUUGCCUGAUGUCUUUGUGUCUUCUAUCCAACGUGCGUGCGAGCACCGACCCUGUAAGACUUUCUUCGUCUAAAGCUUCUAAGCUACUUAUCACCGAUACCGUUCAGGCUCGCUGAUUCGCAGGUUCCACCGAUCACCAGACCCGUCGCAUCACCAACCCUGGUAUCGUGGUUCGGGAACGGAACCGUGACUAUACAUUCAAGGCCCAGGACCCUCGGCAGAUGCCUGCAACGUUCGAACACAUGAUAUGACUACUGGUUCUCGUUUGGCGAACAGCGUCCGGCGGCUUCGACACAGGGCAACAUGUACGGCUCCAAGAAAACUUUGUGAACAACCUUCUAGCGCCCAUGCUUCCAGAAGUAACGACGUGGCGCUUGCGUUCUGUGGGUCCAAGCAAUGCCAGUUCCGGUAGCAUCUCAGUUAAAUGGGCGCAUGCUGCCCUGCUUUCCACCUACCACAGGAAGUCGUUCCUAUUGUGCAGCAAACAGCACAAUGAGUCUCCAAUACAGUUAGUAAACUGCUUAGAUCUUUUGACGUGAUAAAUAUGUCUUCAUGACUGGUUAAG